Messenger RNA from Spathaspora passalidarum NRRL Y-27907, 585 nucleotides. RefSeq names its product Fgr39p (gene FGR39). NCBI's taxonomy places the organism in Eukaryota, Fungi, Ascomycota, Pichiomycetes, Serinales, Debaryomycetaceae. The transcript has a single exon. The coding region runs from base 1 to 585 and encodes 194 amino acids. The record is from RefSeq and is a predicted model, not a curated record.
AUGUAUAGACUCCUUGCUCGGCAAAGUUCAAUUAGGAUACUGUUGUUAUUAAAAACAACUAGUAUACGUUACUAUGGCUCCAAUACCAAUAAUAAGUCAUUUUUUAAAAGUGCAGCAAAAGGAUUCAAUAUCUUUAGAAAUAUAGAGCUGCAAGAAUUCCAAGAAGAAUACCAAAAGACAGCCAAGACGGAACCUUUGACGGAUCAAUUAAUGAAGGCAAUAGGAAAUAAGAAGGAACCACUCUAUUUGCUUGCUCUUUUCCAUUCAGAAUGUAAGAAAAUGGGGAUAGUUCCUGACGCGCCAGAGCUAAGAAAUGUACCAAGUUGGAAAUUUGCAUUUAAUUACGUAUUUAAAUUGAAUCCGAUCCAUCGAACAUUUUGGGAAAUAAGUCGAAGAUUAGACGUGUCUCAUAUCCAUCAUACUUUAUAUUAUGAUGUGCACAAUCUAGGAAUCUUAGAUCCAAGAAAUUUCCCCGCCGAAUUGUACAAUGAGUUACAAACAGGGAUAUACAACGGACUUGAUUUUCGUAAUGUCCAAUUGAGUGUGAAUAUUCAUCCACAGUGGACUGAAAAGAAAAAUACAUGA